This is a messenger RNA of Lethenteron reissneri (Far Eastern brook lamprey), 1706 nucleotides long. Its product is annotated as E3 ubiquitin-protein ligase TRIM58-like. Lineage: Eukaryota; Metazoa; Chordata; Hyperoartia; Petromyzontiformes; Petromyzontidae. The record is from RefSeq and is a predicted model, not a curated record. Gene Ontology annotation, molecular function: protein binding; zinc ion binding.
AUAAGAGAGUGGUCCUGGUCCAGCGUCUCUCUGAGCCACAGAGCGAGCGAUCCCAGCGAAGCCCAUGGGUCAUGGCGAGCGCAACUCCCAGUGAGAGUGUGGAUAGUGAGCUGCGCUGCCCCAUCUGCCUGGACACGUUCGUCUGCCCCUGUACGCUGAGCUGUGGACACUCGUACUGCAUCCAGUGUCUGGAGACCGCCUGGGAGACGGCAAGCAGCUUCAGCUGCCCGCAGUGCCGAGCGACAUUCUCUGUGCGACCCCAGAUGAGGAGGAACGUGGCCCUAGCCAACCUGGUGGAGCAGCUCAGAGUUGGAGACGGAAUGGCCAGUGCCGUCAUGUGUGACAUCUGCGGUGACGGCCAGAUUCCUGCAGUGCAGACCUGCCUAAGAUGUGAGAUGUCCUACUGUGCGAGGCACGUGAGGCCUCAUGUAGAUAAUCCCAGGCUGAGAGACCACGUCUUGGUGUCUCCCACUCCGAACCUGCAGGAGCGACGGUGCUGUGAGCACAGACAGGAGCUCAUUCUUUACUGUGUACAGGACGAGAGCCCGGUCUGCCCAGUCUGCCCCGUCGCAGGAGACCACUCUGGGCACAGGGUCAUCUCAGUGGAAAAAGCACAACAGACAAGACAGGAGGAGCUCAGAGUUCAGAAGGAGAAGAGAGAAGAGAAGAGGAACACGGUGGCGUCACGGACACAGACGCUCAGGGAUGACUACCGGCGCGUGGAGGAGUCUGUGCGUGGGACCAAGGCGCGGAUCAGCCGAGAGUUUGAGCGCAGGAGGGAGCGGCUGAGGGAGGAGGAGAGGGAGGUGCUGGAGCACGUGGACGAGGAGGGCCGCUCCGUGCUGUCCCGCAUCCAGGCGGACAUCGCUCGCUACGAGAGCAGAGCACGGGACCUGGAGCAAGAGAUCAACCAGUUGCUCGCCACCAUCACCAUAAAGGAUCCGCUCUCCUUCCUCCUGCAGGAUCCCGUGCAUGACAGUCUCAGAAGAAGCUCCGUCUCUCAGGAGACUCAAGAUGACCCAGCCCCUGUCUCCAGCCGCCUGAACCUCGCAAAAGUCAUCUCAGUGGGAGGCGUCCAGACGAAUCUCCUGGCUGCUGUGUAUGGACGCUCACCGGCUCUGGACAAAAACUCAGCCCACGACUACCUCCAGAUUUCCUCGGAUCUCAGGACAGUGACGUGGAGAGGUGUCUCCCAGGGUCGCCCCCAUCACUCACACCGUUUUGAUGUAUAUUACCAAGCCAUGUGCUAUGAUAGCUUCUCGUCGGGUCAGCACUACUGGGAGGUGGAUGUGGGGAGCGCGGGGCGGUGUCGAGUUGGAGUCGCGUACAGGACGAUCCCACGGAGAGGGCGUGGUGAUGAGUGCAGCCUGGGAGGGAGUGAUGUCUCCUGGUGUCUACGGAAAGAUGGCGACAGCUUCUCAGUGGUGCAUGGCGGGGUAGAGACCUCACUGUCGGUGCCGGAGCCUCCGCGGAGAGUCGGGAUUCAUCUGGACUGGGACGCGGGGCUGCUGUCGUUUUACAGCGCCGACUCCAUGGCGCCGUUGCACUCGUUUCAUGAAACCUUCGCUCAGCCCCUACAUCCUGGGCUGGCCGUGGGGUGGAGGGGGUGGUACGGUAAAGUUGGUGCCUCAGUGAGAAUCUUGGAUCUGAGUGGUGCGUCCUGAGAGAGGUGAAUGUGAACAGUGCAGAGGGCAGACGCCAUGACA